CCUGCAGGUCACGUGAUACAUACAAUCGUCGGCCAUAGUGGGUCAGUGAAUCCUGAUACGAGCUAGAAAAUCUUUUUAAUACCAGAUCAUAGUUGAGAAUGGCAGAUACAUUGAAAUUUGGUCCAGAAUGGCUGCGGGCCCUGUCUGAUGGCAACAGUGUGACCACGCCGCCCCCGUCACCCAGCUACCCCAAGUACAAGCUAGCAGACUACCGGUAUGGGCGGGAAGAGUUCCUCGCCUUGUUCCAGCCAGAGUACGAGAUACCAGAGGAGCUGCUCCAAUACCCCUCCAUACUGGUGGAGAAAUCUCAGAAACCCAUGGCGCUUAUACCACUCACAGAGGAAGAAAAUCGCAUCAUGUCCCAGUCAGUGAACAGUCUAGCGGUGCUGCGUCUGAUGGGGAGGGGCGGCGGUGGCGCCUCUGGUGGCCCAGGAGGACCGUCCAUGAGAGGUGGACGAGGAGGCUUUGUGGAAAGAGGCCGAGGUCGUGGUCGAGGAAGGGGUGAUGGCUACUACUCCAGAGGACCAUAUGAGGAGGGGGAAGGCGGCCUGGGCAGGGGGAGGCUGCACAGUAGGAGUGACAGCUGGGACGAAGGAAGCAGAGAUCCGAGACCUAGAUUUGAGCGAGGGUUUUCAGCUCGGGGAGCAUAUGAAGAAGGUGAACAGAUAUCUCCCAGGAGAGAUUUCUCUCGCUCUAUGAGCAGUGAUAACUGGCGGGAGGCUAAGAACAUAGCUGAGGAGGAGGGGGAGGGCGGAGACUGGAGAAUGGCAAGGUCCAAGGACAGAUGGGGGACCCGUGGCGGCUGGCGUGGAGGAGAGUAUGACUAUGACAGAGCUGAAAGGAACGACAGGGGUUUCUUCAGACAGAACAGUUACGGGGACAGGCCUUAUUACAACCGCCAGAGGAGUGCCAGUGAGUCUUGGGGAGAUGAGGAGGAUGUCCCAGAGUGGGCGGCAGAUGUUGAAGAAGAUAUCGGGACAUUUGAUGCCAGCGGUGCUUUUGUGUCAUUGAAGGAGGCGGAGGAUCAGAAGAAGGCCAUGAAGAAAGGAGAGAAGUUGGGAGAUGGGGAGAAGACCAACGGGGAGGUGAAGGUGUUCAGUGGAAAGGAAGAGACGUCGGAUACAGAGAAUAAUAAAGGUGCCAAAAUGGAGAGUAGUGAGGAAACAAAAGUGAACUCCACAAAAGAGAAAAACAAUAACAAUAAACAAGAGCUUAAAGCAGACACAAAUGAUGCAGAAAAAAGAGAGACCUCAAAAAGGCCAGAAAAUAAUUCACAACCAGAAAGCAAUAACACGAUUGCCAGCCAAAUCAAUGUUGCCAAUAAGACACAGCCAUUGAAGAAGGGAGGAAAAGACUCCUCUAAUGCCCAGGAAGUGGAUAUUGAUAAAACUAACAAGGCUCCUGAACCUGAUUUAACACCUUCUAAUUCUCUUCCUGUGGCAAUGUCUGAAAGUGUUACCAAGGCAACAGAAUCAGGAGUGGAGGGCAAGCAGAAAGUGAACGGGGAGACCAGUGUGGCUGCCACUGCGAAGGUGGAGGAUCCGGUGGAGCCAUCUGGUGGCGACGUGAGUGAAGAGCGACAGAAUGAUCUCCAUGACUUCCAACACUUAGAGGCAGCAGCGGAGAGUUUGGUGGCUACGUGGACAGCAGAGGAGGAUGCCAAAACCCACAGCAAGGCUGCAGUGGACAGUGGCGGCCUGCCCAUUGACCAUGAGGAUGCCAAGAGGUGGUUUUACCGCGACCCCCAGGGGGAGGUGCAGGGGCCAUUUGAGAACUCUGAGAUGGCGGAGUGGUUUAGUGCGGGCUACUUCACCAUGAAUCUACUGGUCAAACGCGGCUGUGACGAGAGAUUUUAUCCACUAGGAGAGCUGAUCAAGAGAUGGGGGCGUGUGCCUUUCCUGACGGGUCCCUCCCCACCCCCCCUGCUGCACUCUGCCUCCCCCACCCCAGAGGGUCAGGUACAGCCACUGCCACAACCCACACAGCAAGAACAGAUAAAGAUGCAACAGCUACUGUUACAACAACAUAUGAUGCAGCAACAGCAUAUCAUGAGACAAAUUCAGCUCCAACAGUUUAUCCAAACACUGCAGCAGCAGGAAGCGUUUUCCAAGCUGUCUCCUGCAGAGCUGCAAGCGCUGGCCAUGCAACUAUUGUUAAAACAACAGCAACAACAGCAGCUGCAGCUGAACCAACUGUCACAGCAGAAAGACAUGCAACUCCAGCUCCAGCAGAUCAUGCUGCAGCUGCAGCAGCAGGAGUUUUUCACUAAGUUGAAUCCUCAGCAGCAGCAGGCGCUGGCUAUGCAGGUCUUGGUGAAACAACAACAACAGCAGCAGCAGCAGCAGCAGCAAGAACAGCUUAAACAUCAACAACAACAACAAUCUCAUCAACAGCAGCAACAGGCUGACAAUCAGGCUGAUAUACAAGUCCAGUUACAGCAUAUAGUUCAGAGCCUACAGCAGCAGGAAGCCUACAGCAAGCUGACACCACAGCAGUUACAGGGUCUGGCUCUACAAUUACUGCUUAAACAACAAGUUCUGCAGCAACAACAACAGAAGUUAUCUCCAAGAUCUGUUGCUGAAGGUGCAGGCAGCCAUCCACCGUCAAGCAGGAGCGUCUCCAGCCCUCCCAACACUCUGCAGCACACAUUUCAGCGCUCCAUGUCGCAGCCGGGAGAUGAGGACAGCUCUUCAGUCUGGGGAGGGUCAAAUGUGUCAAAUUCGGGCGCCCCCUCGUGGCCAGCAGGUGGCAGUAGUGUGUGGGACAUAGAUCCGCCACAGGACCAACCAUCCAUUGAAGAACUUCAGAGACAGGAACAAGAAAGGGAGAAGGAGGCCCAACUCCAGAGACAACAAGAAGAGGAGCGUCAGCGCCAGGAGGAGGCAGCACGCCAGCAGGCCGAGGCCAUGAGACAGGAAGAGGCGCGACGCCAGGAAGAGGCUCGCAGGCAAGAGGAGCUGAAGAGGCAGGAGGCACGGAGGCUGGAAGAGCUGAGGCAGCAGGAAGAACUGAGGAUUCAAGAAGAGGCGAGGAGGAAGGAAGAGGAGAGACAGCUCGAAUUAAAAAGGCAGCAAGAAGAGUUACGACAGAAGCAGGAAGAGGAAGAAAGGAGGAAACAGGAGUUACAGCGACAGAAAGAACAGAAGGAGUUUGAAUUGGAGAGACAGAGGCAGUUUGAGAUACAGAGGAGACAGGAGGUUCAGAGACAGCAGGAGUAUCAGCGUCAGCAGCAGGCUCAGCAGGAAGCGUUGAGGAGACUGCAGCAGCAACAACAGGAACAGCUGGCCAACAUCCAGUUACCUACCACAGCUAACUGGGCCGCCAGUGCUCCUUCUGCUAACACUCAGAAUAAUUCCCUGUCCCUGGCUGAAAUACAAAAAAUUCAGGAGGAGAAGGAAAUGGAGGAGCACCAACGCCAGGCAGAGCUCCACAGGCAGCAGAUGCAGGCCAUUCACGCCCAGCAGCAGCAGCAGAAGUCCUGGGGACCUCAGCCAACUGGACGCCCAGUGACCGCUAAGUCUCUCCUAGAGAUCCAGCAGGAACAGGAGCAACAGCUACAGAAAGAUAAGAAGAAGAACAGACAGCAGCAGCAACAGAAGCAGUCCUCCAGUAUUCCCCUAGCUACUGCAGCUGUGUGGGGCAGUACCCCAACCUCGUCACACUGGGCGUCAGAGGGAGCCUGGGGAAACCAGAAAGGAAUGGGAUUCUGGGACGACGCCAUGGCUGCACCCAGCAAUAAAAAAACUUCCAAUAAUACCAAGUAGGUGGUCAGAGAGAGGAGUUAAUGAACUGAUGCA
Molecule: messenger RNA, 3797 nt
Organism: Lingula anatina
Lineage: Eukaryota; Metazoa; Brachiopoda; Lingulata; Lingulida; Lingulidae
Product: GRB10-interacting GYF protein 2
Cellular component (GO): cytosol
Molecular function (GO): protein binding
Source: RefSeq, a predicted model, not a curated record